AUGGAAUGCCCUCGUCCUUCACUGUCCGUUCAUUGCGUGUCGCACGGCCCCAUGACUGCGGGUACGGCGGAAAAUGGUGACGCAUUUGGCGGCCAAUCGUACCGACACGUAGCCGGCAAUCGUCGGGCCUCCAAGUGGCUUUGUUUCCUUACCACAUGUCUGGCAUUUGCACUGGGUGUUGGAGUUGGUGUCGCUCUGCUGCCUGUCCUCUACGGCUCAUCUCCUUUCGUCAACGAAAUCAACAACAACAGCACAGCUGUGAUGACUCCGUGGACCCUCGUUCAAGACUCAUCUCCUACCAUCGCUGAUGGGCACCUCAACUUGACCAGCAAAGGAAACAACACGUCAAGUAUUCCCGUCCGCAUGUCACCCUUGAAGAUGAAAGCUCAUUUGAGUAAAAAGGAAAAAGAAAGGCAGUCGACUCGUCGUAAAACGCUUGACUUAAAGUCCAAUCUGACGGAUGUGAACUCAACAACCGAAGAAGAAGAUGCAGCAGCAGCAGCAGCAACGGUCGAUGUCGUCAGUUUCGUUCACCCGCAAACGGCCUGGACUUCUCUACCUGCCGCCAAUGAAGACGGACGCAGUCUGACGACGACUGUUUUGGGGGAAGCUGUCAAAGGUAUCUUCUGGUCACAAGAAGUGGAGGACAGUCUCCCAACAGGUUUCGACGAACUAAACGCAAAAGAGUGGCGCGACUUUAGCCACCAGAGUUCAGUUCAACGUGUCGAGGAGGGAUGCGGCCGAAUGCAAAAUCGACUCGUGACUUUUGAAAAUGGCAGACAGUCGUGUUGCCGCUACCGCCAAAACUACGACCAGAUCCAGGGCGAAAUCUUCAGCUUCUACCUGAGCCGCUUACUCGGCUUACGCAAUUUGCCACCGUCGUCUGUGGGUCUGGUCCGACCACGAGAGCGCCAAUGGAUGAACGUCCAAUCGUCUCUCAGCCAAGCGCAGUGGACGGAAAACCGACCAGUUGUCCACACGCAGUUUUUGAAUGAUUUGGAGCCGGCCUACAUUCCUGUUCAGUUUCGAGGGCGCGAUCGGCAUCUGAAUCCGUUGGACGUGCAACACCACAGGCUACAAGAGAAGGUCGACCGCAGCGAGUUGAUAACGUUGGCCCAGUGGUCUGAUCUUUUGAUCUUUGACUACCUGACAGCCAAUCUGGAUAGGAUGGUCAACAAUCUGUACAACAUGCAGUGGAAUCCGGCCAUGAUGGAUUCGCCCGCUCACAAUCUGGCACGCGAUUCCCGAACGGGUUUACUCGUCUUUUUAGACAACGAAAGUGGCCUGUUGCACGGCUACCGCCUGCUGGACAAGUACGACAUCUACCACAAGAGCCUCCUCGAGUCGCUCUGCGUUUUCAGACGAACGACAGUCGAGUCGCUGCGGCAGUUGCAAUCGCAGAAAAAUGUCGGACAUUUACUGCGCGACAUGUUGAAAACUCGCGAUCAAUCAGUUGUGGACUUUUUACCUUUCCUUCCGGAGAAGAGCAUCAAGACCCUCAACUAUCGAAUUGAUCAAGUGCUGGACCAAGUGGCCAAGUGCCAAUCUCUUUAUGGCUCCUAA
Daphnia pulex (common water flea) is the source of this 1563-nucleotide messenger RNA. Its product is annotated as extracellular serine/threonine protein kinase four-jointed-like. The transcript has a single exon. Gene Ontology annotation, biological process: cell-cell signaling. Lineage: Eukaryota; Metazoa; Arthropoda; Branchiopoda; Diplostraca; Daphniidae. The record is from RefSeq and is a predicted model, not a curated record. Bases 1 to 1563 code for a protein of 520 amino acids.